CCUGAACUGGAACAAAAUCACCCCUACAACCCCUAUCCGCAUCAUCAGCAACAUCAGCACCACCAAUUAGAUUCGUUGAACACUUCAGGAGCUAGUAGUAACGAGGUCGAUGAUUUUCCACCCCAUCACAAUGUGGUUCCUUCCUUGGGACUAUUCCGGGAGAAUGAUAAAGGAAAACUAGCUAAACCUGGUUCAGACAUGAAAGCUGAAAAUGAAUUAGAAAAACUAGAACUUUCGCAGUUGGUUGAGAAAAAGGAUUUCGAGCAGGCUAGGGGGUCCGUCGUGAAACAAGAGGCAGAAUUUGCUUUGCAAUUUGACGGUUCCACUGGAGAUGCAGUUCGGGAGACCGCAUCGCUACCCAUGAACUUAGGUAACUUACUGGAACAUUUACUUGUAUUUUAA
This is a messenger RNA of Protopolystoma xenopodis, 402 nucleotides long. The record is from the annotation of a GenBank genome assembly. Lineage: Eukaryota; Metazoa; Platyhelminthes; Monogenea; Polystomatidea; Polystomatidae.